This is a messenger RNA of Phytophthora nicotianae INRA-310, 1568 nucleotides long. RefSeq lists its product as hypothetical. Lineage: Eukaryota; Oomycota; Peronosporomycetes; Peronosporales; Peronosporaceae. The record is from RefSeq and is a predicted model, not a curated record. The transcript has a single exon. The coding region runs from base 195 to 1490 and encodes 431 amino acids.
CGCGUGUUAGCUGAAUUCGCAGGGAUUGUAGACACUUCACUUCGCUGCAGUAGCAGUUCGGGGAUCGCGUGGACCUGUAACUUCUGCUUCAACAUCCACAGACAGCCGUAAUCUUCCCCAACUAUGAAAGAUACCUUGUGUCACAGGCGCUGUCAUUAAUCUACUUACCGGAUAGUAAACAGCACGCCGACGUAAUGGAGGCAGGCGAAGGCUAUCGCGGACGUAUUCCAUUCAAACCGCUUCAGCUGACGUUCGAGGAGCAGGAGCGAUGUCAGGAGCUCACACUGCAGCUAUUGGACCGGACGCUGCGAAGUUACGACGAGCGAGACGUCACCACGCGCGGAUCUCCACGCCACCACUCGACUCUGGAUAGCGCGCGCUGGAAGCGGCACAAGACUCAAAGCAAUGCAUCGCUCUACUCGGAGCGUCAUCACAUCGGACGUCGAGAUCUGAACAUGCCCGGCGACAACUGGGAGAAUCCGGCUGUGUUGCUCGCGGUCGGCACCAUUCAGGCCAGCUUGGACGACGUGAUGUUGGGAUUAACAACGCAGACCUUCGGGGACUUACGCGUCCGAGCGGCGUCUAUAGCGUCACAUGACGUGAGCGGAGCCACGUUAGCGAAACUGUCGGGCCCAACGGCAGAGGACCCAUAUCAGAAUCUCAGUGUAAUGUGGAUGGUAGGCGAGCAAGGCUGGCCGUUAAGCAUGAUCGUACGACCUAGGGACUUUAUUAACCUGUCGGCGUCUGGGAUUAUCACGCGAGCUAAUGGAGACCGCAUCGGGUACGAUCUGGUACAGCCGGCACAACUGCCGCAGUUGCCUGAACUUCCUAAGCCCAUGACACGAGGGAAGUUGAUGUAUGGAGCGCUGUAUAAGGAGCAGGAUGGAACUGUGGAUGUGUAUAUCCAAGUGUACGUGGAGACUAUGGGCCAUAUCUUGGAUACGAUCGUGAUGAACGCCAUGUGGAUCGCUGUGCUGGGCUUCUGGGAGGCACCGCGACUGGCGGAGGAGAAGAAACUGCAGUGGUGCAUUCUCAACAGAAUUAAGGAUCCUACUAACCGACAACGACGAGCGAUGACUGGUUCGGUGGAUCUCUCGCUUUGUGGUGUCUGCAAGGACAAAUUGAGAAGACACAGUCGAAGCAAAGACGGCGAACCAAGCGCCAACAAGACAUGUACUAUCUGUGGUGCGUUUCUGUGCUCAAAAUGCCGCGUCAAGCGAUCAUUCAAGGAGCUAACUGGUCGAAGCAAAGGGCCACCGACCAGAAGCGUGCAUGUGGUUGUGUGUAGUGUGUGUUUGACGUUAGUUAACCAGCACAGUGCGACGGAAGUUGCGUGGCAGCAGAGCCAGCAGCGUUUGCAACCUGAGAGUGAUGAUGCAGAUAGUGGACGCACGACGUGGGGGCUACUAGAUGAUGCGAUAACGCCCUCCUGGACUCCAGGACGAUACUUUUCCAUCUCCGAUGCUUCGUUUAACUUUUCCGACAAGUAGCGAGAUCGCAAACAACGUAUCGUGCGUAAGAAUUAACGGUGAUAUUGCCUUACAAUCUAAAAUCAAUGGAUCCUUCUA